AAUUUAGAAGGAUUGAGAGAGAAAUAUUCUUAAUUUUGCUUGGGUCUUAAUUUUUGAAAAUUUUGGGAGAGUGAGAUGGUUCUGUGCGAAAAUUCUGUGCCAAAUUGGCGCUUUCAAUACCCUUGCAUAGAAUUUUUUGAUCUCCUCAAAGCAGGCCCAGGAACAGAGUCCGGUCUCUUCAGCCUGUUCCUUCCAUGCUUCCUUCCCCUUUGGCUCCUCCCCUUCAUAAAUUUCAAUGAAUUUGAAUUUCUUAUCAUGAAUGGAAGAAUAUGAGACAAUGAUGAUUUAAUAUAAUCCAGCGAACACCUCUUGCUGAUGCUUACCACGUAUAAGCGCUUCCCCCGACACAGCUCCCUAAUUAUUUUCAGCUCUUUAAUCCUUUCAAUCAUUCUAAAUCUAUAAUU
Molecule: messenger RNA, 404 nt
Organism: Meloidogyne enterolobii
Lineage: Eukaryota; Metazoa; Nematoda; Chromadorea; Rhabditida; Meloidogynidae
Source: the annotation of a GenBank genome assembly